Astyanax mexicanus (Mexican tetra) is the source of this 1099-nucleotide messenger RNA. Its product is annotated as microfibril-associated glycoprotein 4-like. Lineage: Eukaryota; Metazoa; Chordata; Actinopteri; Characiformes; Acestrorhamphidae. Gene Ontology annotation, biological process: elastic fiber assembly. The transcript is spliced from 5 exons. Bases 79 to 798 code for a protein of 239 amino acids. The record is from RefSeq and is a predicted model, not a curated record.
AAAGAGACCAACAGACACAAAGUCAUCAGUUCCCAGCAUCACUAAUAUACACUGCACCAUAUACAACACACUGCACAGAUGUACUGCAUUUUGGCUCUACUGCUCCCCCUGGUGGUGAGCUCUGCUCCUGUAUUUGUGAGAAUCCUGCCUCAGGACUGUGAUGAGAUCUCCAGGAAUGGAACUCAGCGCAGUGGCGUGUUUACAAUCUACCCUACAAGAGACAGUCCUGUGGAUGUUUACUGUGAGAUUACAGGCUAUGAUGAGCAAUCAGGAUGGACAGUGUUUCAGAAGAGAAUCGAUGGCAGUGUGAACUUCUACAGGACAUGGGAGGCGUACAAGAAUGGCUUUGGGAACAAGAGUGGAGAGUACUGGCUGGGGCUGGAGAACCUCUUCCUGCUGACGCACAAGAGGAACUAUCAGCUGAGAGUGGACCUGGAGGACUUUGAAGGGAUGAAGGUUUACGCCCUCUACAGCUCCUUCUCCGUUGGCUCUGAAACUACUGGCUAUCAACUGAAUAUUGGCGGCUUCAUCGAUGGAGGGGCUGGUGAUGCACUUUCCUACAACAAUGGACAGAAGUUUUCCACAAUGGACAGAGAUCAGGAUUCAACAUCAGCUAACUGUGCCAAAUUGUACCUUGGGGCUUUUUGGUAUAACUCAUGCCACUAUGCUAACCCUAACGGCAUGUACAUAAGGGGUUUUGAUAGUACAUAUUUCGCCAGUGGUAAUGAGUGGUAUCAAUGGAAAGGCUAUGAGUACGGGCUGAAGACCAUCACUAUGAAAAUCAGGCUUGUGCCUUAGAACCGCAAAACACAGUGAUUGGGUUUCCCAUGCACAAAAGCAGGGGGCGCUGGCUACGGUCUAAUUAGGCACAUUUUAUAAUGCCGUUCUGAAUUUAAGUUUCAUUAAUCUCAAAAUAAAGCUUCUGUAAUUGCUUUCUGUUUUGUUCUCAUUAUCUUGAUGUACCGUCUACAAAUGGUUGAUCAUUCUGAACCUUGUGUAAAUAUUAUAUAAGAUUUUAUGAAACUUUUAAAAAAACUCUCCGCUUUUUUAUUUACUUAUUUUCUUUGCAAAGAAAUAAACUGUUUCUUUUUAAAUCAUA